ACUCUUCGGAGGGAGGCCACGAUCAUGAAUGGCUGGGAGGAAUUCCUCAACCGCGACGCCCGAGGCACGGAGGUCUCUUGGAGCACCUGCGUCAAGUGCCAGGCAUGCGAGGAGCGCCCCGCGGCGAGGGGGGCGGCUCUCAGGGCGGGCUGGAGGGCUGCAACGGCAGAGCCUGCCCGGGCACCCGCAAUCAGGGCCGCCCUCCAGCUGUGGGAGGAGCUCGUCUCGGAGCACCCCGGUGCUUUGGGGGGCACGCCCGCUUUCCGCUGGGGGCCCCGCUUCAAGGAAGUGUUCGCGGGGGCCGCGGGGGUGGCCCGCGCGGUGAAGCAGCUGGGCAUCCAAGCGGAUGAGCCUGUGGAGCUGUACCGGAACCCCCUGCGCCCCAAGGAGUCGGAGAGGAGGGAGGACCACGGCCCUGGGGGCACCCGCACCUGGGAGAAGCCGGAGGGGACCGGUGUAAACGCCAAGGAGGUCUUGGGAAACGCCCUCUCCCAGACCACGGUAAGGUGCAUACGGGACCUUCAUAAGUGGAGGAAGGGGUGGAUCUUCGAGAACCAGGAGCACAGUGGGAUAUAUCCCAAGGUCUACGACCUCCCCGAGUGGUUGGAAAUCCUGGAGGAGACCGGUGCCGCGAUCAUCCCGGGAACGAUGUGCGCCUGGGGCCUCCAUCCCUCAGACGCUUCGUCCCCCCAUCAGUUCUAUCGCAAGGGGUGCUGGCUGGUCGUCGCCGCGAACCUGGCCCCCUUCUUCACGAAGCUCCGGAGACCCUGCCCCGGUCUCUCCCCGAUGCACCAGCACGUGGAGCUCAGG
Molecule: messenger RNA, 810 nt
Organism: Prorocentrum cordatum
Lineage: Eukaryota; Dinophyceae; Prorocentrales; Prorocentraceae
Source: the annotation of a GenBank genome assembly